CAGCUGGAAGCCAAUCUAAGUUGAUCUGUGAAGUUUGCGCAGCAUGGUGUUUAAAUGUAACGUCUUGGUAACGCCAUAGCAAGGAUGAUAAAACUAUAUAAACUAUCAGUUUACCAUCCUUGACGCCAUAGUGGGUAUUGACACAAUGGCCGACGCAUUCCCAAUUUACAUACACGUUAAUUGCCCGGGUGAUGAUCACGACCUUGCCGAUAUGGCAGUGAGGCAAGCCGCGGCCGCUAAAUUAUUCAUAAGCCAGUGCCCGGAAGGGGCGUGGGUCGAUGAAGUGAUCCCCAUCAGAAAGCGCGGCAAACUGAAAUGUGCUUGGCAAGUCCGCUAUAGACGCGAUAUGAACCAAAUUCAUCAAAUAGAUGGCGAGCAGCUGGCAAGAAAUAUAAUGAAUGGCCACCCGAAUAAUACAGAUAUCGUGGAGAAAACUAGAGUUAUGUACCCCCCAUUCAUAGAAUUAGUAUAUUCCAUCCGAUGCGCUUGCAAAGUAUCCCAAACAGCAAGUAGGUCAAUUAAAAGAUGUGAUUCUGUUGUUAAUUUGAAGGUGGAAGAAAAUUUAGCUAAUUUAAAGUUGGAGGAGGAUCUCCAAGAGUAAGGUUUUCAUGAUCAAUUUGCCAACUGUUGAUAAGAAUGUUAUUAUAUGAAUUUCGAUGUUAUACCUAUCAACUAUUACAUUCUAGCUGUCAGUUGGUAAACAGGGUUUUAAAUUUGAUUAUGAAAUGGGCAGAAUUGUUAUUAUUUUUUUUAAUGUAUAGUGGGACGUUACCUAGGGCUAGGUACCUAAUACAAGUGUUUAAGGAUGAAUUUUGUUUCAGGAAACUUUUGGAUGUAAAGAGACUCUUUUGAAGUAAUAAAGACAAAUAUUUGUUGAAAUA
Tribolium madens (black flour beetle) is the source of this 881-nucleotide messenger RNA. RefSeq lists its product as uncharacterized. The transcript has 2 exons. Bases 146 to 601 code for a protein of 151 amino acids. The record is from RefSeq and is a predicted model, not a curated record. NCBI's taxonomy places the organism in Eukaryota, Metazoa, Arthropoda, Insecta, Coleoptera, Tenebrionidae.